Messenger RNA from Exaiptasia diaphana, 3599 nucleotides. Its product is annotated as nucleolar protein 6. Gene Ontology annotation, biological process: tRNA export from nucleus; rRNA processing. The record is from RefSeq and is a predicted model, not a curated record. Gene Ontology annotation, cellular component: small-subunit processome; UTP-C complex; CURI complex. The coding region runs from base 66 to 3551 and encodes 1161 amino acids. The transcript is spliced from 26 exons. NCBI's taxonomy places the organism in Eukaryota, Metazoa, Cnidaria, Anthozoa, Actiniaria, Aiptasiidae.
AAGUGGCUGUAGUUACUAGUAAUAACAUCCUAAAUUAGUGUUUAAAKCGUUUUAAAUCGUUUAAGAUGAAGAGAAAAACAGAAAAUUACACUGCUUUACACAAGGAGACUCCUCAUAAAAAGCCUGCAUUGGAAGAUGAAGGCAAGCAGGGSCYCAAAAAUGCCUCCYUGUACAGGCCGCCAACCAGUGAAGAGAUGAGCUCCUUGAAAGAAACUGAAAACUUGUUUAAAUCAAGUCUUAUUCGUAUGCAGAUUACCGAGUUGCUGAAUGAAGUAAAGCCCAAAAAGAAUAAAAGCAAAGCACUGGACUCAGUCCUCCGUGAUUUAAAUGAAUUUUUACAAUCCCUACCUGCAAAGGGCAAAGAAUAUGAGCUGUGCGAUUAUUCAUGGUUGUCAAAAAAAGUCAAGUUCCCUCUUCCAUCGCCUCCAUCAAAGGUCAAGGGCAAAUUCCAGUUUAUCAAGCCAUCCAAUAUUAAUGUUGUGGGAAGUUAUGUUCUUGGUACUUUGACCAAACCAGACUUUUUUGUUGAUGUCAUUAUGGAAAUGCCUAAGGAGUGUUUUCAGUCCAAGGACUACCUCAAUAUGAGAUACCAUCACAAGAGAGCAUUUUAUCUUGCUGUUGUUGCAUCUAAACUAAUCAAGAGUAAAACUUUUGAAUCGGUCAAGUUUACUCAUUUUAAUGGAGAAUUACUCAAGCCGAUCUUACUGCUAAAACCAAAAGGCAAAGCUGGCAAGAACUACACAAUAAAGUUAUAUCCAGUCCUUCCCAAGGGGUGUUUCAAAGAACAUAGGUUUUCUCCUAAAGUCAAUAACAUCAGACUGAGCUGGUUCAAAGRUGAAGAGCAAAGUACUGAAGAACAAGACUCUUCAUUACCGUAUAUGCCGUAUUCACAUCUGGGACCACCUACACCACAUUACAAUGCAAGCAUCCUUGCAGACUCUUUGAUGGAGAGUCAUCUGCAUCAUCUSUACAAAGCCAUUAGUGACUGUCCUGCCAUCCAAGAUGCUGUUAUCUUGAUUAAUGUCUGGUUGCAGCAAAGAGACCUCUCCAAGGGUUCAGGUUCAUUUGGGGGUUUCCUUGCUGCCAUGGUGGUGUCUCAUUUGUUCACGAGUCAUAAAAUCAACCCACACAUGAGCUCAUAUCAAAUUUUAAGAGUCUUUUUACAAUUCAUCACAACUACGGAUUGGGAUAAAAUGGGAAUUGAAAUGAAGAAAGAUAGCAUCAUAGGGAUUUACCCAUUCUUGUCUGAAUUCCAUGCAGACUUCGAUGUGGUUUUUGUUGAUCCAUCAGGAUGUCUGAACCUUUGUGCUAACAUGACUAAAGAUACCUAUCUCAGAGUCAAACAUGAGGCAAAACUAGCAAUGGAGUUUUUAGACAGUAGAUUCCUWGAUGGAUUUGAAGUGCUAUUCAUGAACAAGGUGCCAUUUCUCCAGRCUUUUGACCAGUUCUUUUGUUUACCUCAAAUAAACUGUUUACAAGAUGUCAUCAAAAAACCUGAACUGAGAGACAGAGCAAUGAGCCAAGUUUGUGACUGGGCACCAGUGGUGUSUGAUUGGACRAUAAACAUGCUGAAAAAGGGUCUGGGAAAGAGAGUUGAGCUCAUGUGUGUCAAGCCUCAGCCUCYUAAAGAAUGGUCUCCCAAAGAGACUCCACCUACUGCAACACGUGAUGAGAUGAUUAUUGGUCUAAUGCUGGACCCAGAACACUUUGAUAGUGUGUUGGACCCAGGUCCACCUGCUGAUGACCCACAGGCAAGUUCAUUCAGGGCAUUCUGGGGAGCCAAGUCAGAGCUUAGGAGGUUUCAGGAUGGGUCUAUCCUAGAGGCUGUGGUCUGGCYGUGCAACAAUGCUGCAGAGAAAAGACUGAUUUGUGCACAAGUCAUCAGACAUCUGCUAGAUAGACACUGUAAAGUUGAUCCCAGUUCAGUACAUUUGAUUUCAAACCAACUUGAUGGAUUACUUCAAGCCUCUACACCAGAGGAUCACGCCCAGAAAAGACGCCAUAGCUCYACCAGCAUGGCGGCAGGCACUGGGGAGGAAGAACUACAGGAGGUCAUGAAGGCAUAUGAUACAUUGUGCAAACAGAUUCGAUCKCUGGAUUUACCCUUGGCUGUGCAUUCCUUGCAAGGGAUUAGUCCAGUCUUUAGAGGAUCUGAGGUCCAUGCACCAACUCCAUGUUACAGCAAUGCUUCAAAGACAYUACAAAAUGACGAAAACAAAGAAAAUGGUCAGUCUGUUUCCAUGGCAGCAAAUAUUACUUUGCCAAAAGCAAAUAAAGCUACAAAAUGGUGUCCAGUUGCUGAAGUGCUGCUGCAGUUUGAAACAAGUGGAAAAUGGCCAGAUGAUUUARMUGCUAUUCAGCACAUCAAAGCUUCUUUCCAUAUAAAAUUAGCAGAACAACUGGCUGAGAAAUGCUCUCUUCAGGCCGUGGCUACCCCUAAGCAUGUUGAUGUUCUYAAAAAYGGCUUUGCAUUUCGAGUAAAGAUUGCCCACUAUAGAGAAAUGGUUCUMUUGCAACAAAGUAGCCCAACAGAGGAGCAAGACCAAAAAGAAAUCAAGAAUAAAUUAACAGAAAUGGAGAGAGAAAUUGUUCAUCUGCCUGUCUUGACAACAACAUUACAUAGUAUUGAGCAACAGUUCUGUGCAUAUAGUGGUACCGUCCGUCUGGCUAAGAGAUGGGUGUCUGCACAUCUCCURUCCAAUUACAUUCCAUCAGAAUGCUUAGAGUUAUUAGUGGCACAUUUCUUUCUUUCUCCUGCUCCUUAUAAGGAACCAAGGACUGCACUUGUGGGUUUCCUGCGUUUUCUUSACCUUAUGUCAACUUGUGACUGGCAAAGAACUCCAAUUAUUGUAAAUCUGAACCAUGAUCUCACAGCUGAAGAUUAUCAAGAAAUUUCAACUAAGUUUUCAAGCGAAAGAGCUCAUCUUCCUGCUUUGUUCAUGGCUACACCAAAAGAUAAAUUUGACUCAAAAUGGACCAAGCAAAGCCCUACUAGACAAAUACUUCAAAGACUUGCUUUGCUGGCAAAGGAGUCCCAUUCAUUACUGCUCAAACAGCUCUGUGAACUAAGUACACAAGAAAUUGAUUUUAAACAAAUUUUCCGCCCUCCAUUGAAUGAUUACGACGUGAUCAUCUGGCUUCAUCAUCACUGUUUAUCAAGGUUCCACCAGUCAGUUGAUGCAACCAAGACCUUCAAUGCUAAGYWCAAAAAGCGUGUUAGUGGGCUACCUGUGGUAAACUUUGACCCAGUCCACUGCUAUAUCAGUGAACUCAAGGAAUCAUUCUCAGAURUAGCCAUGUUCUUUCAUGAUGUCAUGGGAGGAGAUUUUGUCGCUGUUGUGUGGAAGCCACAAGCUUUUGAGAAAGCUCAAUUUAAGGUCUUGAGUGCCCAAUAUAAGAUCCCUGUUGUAGGAAAAUCAAAGAAGAGCAAAGGAGAUCAACAUCUGGUUUCUCCCAACAUUUCAGCCAUUGUGGAAGAUUUUGAGAUUCUCGGAAAAGGACUAGUGAAAAGAGUAGAGGUCAUUAAGAGACGURACAACGAGAAUCGAUGAAGAAUAAUGUAUUAAAACCAGAAAAAGAAUUAAAAAAAGUUACUCUAA